Molecule: messenger RNA, 829 nt
Organism: Tinamus guttatus (white-throated tinamou)
Lineage: Eukaryota; Metazoa; Chordata; Aves; Tinamiformes; Tinamidae
Source: RefSeq, a predicted model, not a curated record
AAUUUCCUGUGAAGAGGACGUUGGGAAAAUUUAAGGAAGAAAAGCCAAAGUUCUGCUUUCAUGAGAAAGACCCUGGAAUUUGCCGAGGCUAUUUCUCCAGGUAUUUCUAUAACAAAGAGACAAAGAUAUGUGAAGUAUUCAAGUAUGGUGGGUGCCUAGGAAACCAGAACAACUUUAAGAACUUGGAAGAAUGCCAGGCUACCUGCCAAAGCAGCUCGAAUUUAUUGCCAGUUGCUCCAACUGAAGAUCACCCAAACACCGUGAACAGUAGUUCCCCAGAAGAGCCUAACCAGUUUCCUGGAUUUUUUGAAAAUUUACUACCAACUGUUCCAAAUGAAAAGCAGUCCAACAUUGUUAACGGUAGCUUCCCAGGGGAGGAACGGGACCGCAUUCCCAGUUUUUUUGAUCCAUCCCCUGUCCCUUCUUUAUGUAUGACCCCUAUGGACAGAGGACUUUGUAGAGCCAAAGAGAGAAGAUUUUUCUACAACUACGUAACAGGAAAAUGUCGGCCAUUUCACUACAGUGGUUGUGGUGGGAAUGAAAAUAAUUUCACCUCCAGAAAAUCAUGCUUGAGCAUCUGCAAGAAAGGAUUCAUUAAAAAAAGAAGUGAAAGAAGAUUGAUAAGAAUCAAGAAGAAAAGAAAGAAACAGUCAGUAAAAGUUAUGAGAGAUGAAAUCAUCACUGAAAGAAUCUAAACUGAUUUUUAUAGAGAUGUGAAGUACCUACUACUCAUCUGUGAAUGAAAGCCUUAAGUGUAUAUCAUUUAUAUAUAUUUACUGUACUGAUUAUUUUGAUUACCUGUUAUUAAGUUGCUUAUGUUUUUAUUGUA